AUGAAGCCAGGCUCACUAGCUUAUCUUCCUUCCCUCCCAGUUGAGCUGGUCGAGUUGAUUGCAGACUUACUCGAUGCAGAUGGCUUAUUAGCCCUACGUUUAGUCUGUCGUGGGCUUCAGAGGAAAACGUUUCAUCACUUUGCGCAGCGGUUCUUUUCAUCCAUCAAGACCGACCUCUCUGGAGAAAGUCUGCGCCGUAUCAACGCUCUGUCGCAGAAUGUUGCAUUACGUCCUUACGUCAACGGGUUGGCCUUCAUGCUUCAAAAUGGGGUCGGUCGCGGCUUGGUUUGGGACCGACAUCCAUGGGGUCCUAUCUCCGCUCCUCUAGAGGUUGAAGCGAUUCGGUCUCUGCGUGAUAAUCUGGUCCAGAACUUGACUAAUUGUCGAUCAUUCUUUAUUUUUUGUCGAUAUCCAGAGGGUCAUCCGGAUAUGAGCCACGUCACUAUCACGGACGCUGUCGCUGUGUUCUUUGCCCUUGUCGUCGAUGCUCGUCUGCCAGUUUCCUCGUUCCAUCUUAUAUAUGCCAACAAAUACUCGCGCACCUUGAUCAUGGACAUGCGUCGUCUCCCCAAGCUUCUCUAUCGCCAACCCGAGUUCAAGAUUGUGUGGGCCAAUCUACAGAAGCUAUCGUUGGAACAAUAUCUCACGUUGGAUAACUUCGGCUUCCUGCUUGAGCUCGUUCUUAGCGCUCCGAAUCUUCAGACCCUCCUAUUAAACGUCGGCUCCCACGACUUGGCAUCUGAGUUCGUGCAUGAAUUAGCUGAGAGUGCCAGUUUUUCUCAACUACGCGAACUCGGCUUGUUCCGAACCGCCAGGAAGUGA
Penicillium crustosum is the source of this 822-nucleotide messenger RNA. RefSeq lists its product as uncharacterized. Gene Ontology annotation, molecular function: protein binding. The record is from RefSeq and is a predicted model, not a curated record. NCBI's taxonomy places the organism in Eukaryota, Fungi, Ascomycota, Eurotiomycetes, Eurotiales, Aspergillaceae. Bases 1 to 822 code for a protein of 273 amino acids. The transcript is spliced from 2 exons.